AUGAGAAAAAAAUAUAAAUAAGAUUGUUAAUAAUAGAAGUAAUUCUAAAAAAUAAUUGGAAACUAAUUAUAAAUUUUUCUUAAUAAUAAAUCGAAUUAUAACAUUUUGGCACAAUAUUUUUAGGUCAUUUUAAAAAUAGGGGGAAAAUAUAAAGAAUUAGCAAUUAAUCAUAAAGAACAGGUAUAAUUGAUGAGUAAAUUAUUCAAUCAUCAAAUGCAAUUAGAUGGAUCAAAAAAUAAAAUUUUCGAAAAUAGACCCCAAUAGAAUGAAAUAAUGAAUAUAUAUUUUGCAAACAUGUUAAUGAAUGAAGUAAAUUGGCAAAAAUAUGAUGGAUUUGAUUAAAUUAUAAUUGUUUGCAAUAAAAAGAGUAUAGAAUAUUUAUUGAUUAUAAAUGUUACUUAAGUUAGAAUUAGUAAAAUUGUGCAUGAGAUCAAUUAAAUAUCAGAAAAAGAAAGAGGAAAGUUUAAAAAGGAAUGGUAAGUGUAAAAAUAGGAAAGGUAAAUUAGGGUUUAGUUAUAUUUACUGAGAAUUCAAAUAGAAUUUUGAGUUUAAUUUGUAG
Messenger RNA from Paramecium sonneborni, 559 nucleotides. The record is from the annotation of a GenBank genome assembly. Lineage: Eukaryota; Ciliophora; Oligohymenophorea; Peniculida; Parameciidae.